Messenger RNA from Macrobrachium nipponense, 1482 nucleotides. Its product is annotated as golgin subfamily A member 6-like protein 26. The record is from RefSeq and is a predicted model, not a curated record. The transcript is spliced from 2 exons. NCBI's taxonomy places the organism in Eukaryota, Metazoa, Arthropoda, Malacostraca, Decapoda, Palaemonidae. The coding region runs from base 1 to 1482 and encodes 493 amino acids.
AUGGUAGAUAACUAUUGUGUUGUACCUUUAUUGUGUGUUUUACUUGGACUUGCUGGCAAUGAACUUGCAGCAUUUAUACAGAAUAAACUCGGAUACUAUUAUAAUUCAUAUGCAGGACGGAACGCGGAGAUCAAUUUGGAUGCGAUUUUGAAACUGGUUCGAAAUAGAUCCGUCGUCAGUAGUGGUGGAUGGUGGACAAGUGGAUUCCCUGCCUUUGUCGCUGUUGGCGGAUUAGCUGCUGUUGAGGUAGCCUCUCUCGGAUUAGCCGCUUGGAGGAAGAUCAGACAUCACGCGACCACACAGAAAAAACUGCGAGAAGAGUUAGAAAAUCUAAGAAGAAAAAGCGAUGGUGCUGUUGCUGAGUUAAAAGACCGUGAGGAGGAACUGAUGAGAAGAAAUGAAGAAUUGAAUCGGAACGUUGAGGACAGAGAGCAGCUAAUCCAAGACUUGUGGGCUGGUGAGGAGAAACACAAGGAGGAUGAUGAAGUUUUGGAUGAAAACUUUGAGGUUAUGGAAAUGCUUUUGGAGGAGAAGGAAGCUGAAAAGACUGCUACUGGCCUUACAACGAUGCCAAAAACUGAGAGAGUAACGAGGAAGUCAAGGAAGACGACUCCUCAUAAUAUGCCUGGGAGUCAAGAUGGUCUGGUCGCUGUCAUCCAAGACGAAUUGAAGUACCAGCGAGGCCGAAUUGAAGAAUAUGAACGCCGAGCGAUGAGGGACCUGGAGGAGAAGAUUCGUCUGGAGGAGAGGGUCAGGCGACUUGAGGAAGAGAACAACAACCUCUUACGCCAAAGGGCAGCGCCUCAUAAGGCGGAGAAGGGCGAUGACAGGCACAUUUCAAUUCUCGAGGAGGAAGAAGUCCUCCGCGAGCGGAAGGAUUUGUCAGACGCCCAGAGAAGGAUAUCGUCUCUCGAGGAGAAGCUACAGAGAGAGAAGACGUCGAAAGAAAUGAGGGACCUGGAGGAGAAGAUUCGUCUGGAGGAGAGGGUCAGGCGACUUGAGGAAGAGAACAAUAACCUCAUACGCCAAAGGACAGCGCCUCAUAAGGCGGAGAAGGGCGAUGACAGGCACAUUUCAAUUCUCGAGGAGGAAGAAGUCCUCCGCGAGCGGAAGGAUUUGUCAGACGCCCAGAGAAGGAUAUCGUCUCUCGAGGAGAAGCUACAGAGAGAGAAGACGUCGAAAGAAAUGUGGCAGACGAUGUAUCUUCAACGUUUCCAGCAUGCAGAGGCCGCUGUUAGCCACUUACAAGACAAUGUCAUGCAGCCACCUCGGAACGUUUUUGAUGCUUUCAUGGAAAGAGGGGAUGCAGCAACAAGCUCAGAUUCACUGAAUACAGGAAAUUUGUUUGUAACUGACAUGAUUAUCGGUCUUGAGAAAAAGUUAGAACUUAAUACUCAAAAGAUAGAGGAGACUGACAAUGCCUUGUCUCAUGAUCAGUUCCGUUACAACGUCCACAUAUCCGAGAUCCCUUCGAAGCCUUGA